Messenger RNA from Cynara cardunculus var. scolymus (artichoke), 1440 nucleotides. Its product is annotated as AT-hook motif nuclear-localized protein 5-like. NCBI's taxonomy places the organism in Eukaryota, Viridiplantae, Streptophyta, Magnoliopsida, Asterales, Asteraceae. Bases 151 to 1191 code for a protein of 346 amino acids. The record is from RefSeq and is a predicted model, not a curated record. The transcript is spliced from 6 exons. Gene Ontology annotation, molecular function: minor groove of adenine-thymine-rich DNA binding.
UCUUUGCAAACAGUCUCCUUUGCUUGUCGUAUACAGAUUUCUCUCGGGUAGAACUUUCUUGAAAAUACUCAGGAAAUUUGGAAGAAAAGUGGUGGUGGUGGUGGUCUGUUAUCAAUUCUUCUGUUGGGUGGAAGAUUAGUGGGUAAAUGCAUGGAUGGAAGGGAAGGAAUGACGUCGUUUUACCUGAAUAGAGGGGGGGUUAGUGGGUCUGGUAACCAAACUGGCGGGCUACAUGUCUCUCCACCUGGUUUCAAGACUCAAUCGAACCCAAACAUGCCUCAUGGUCACACCAAUAUCAGAAUGCCCUCUUCUAUGGCUUCAUCAUUCCAAGUGGAACACAACUCAUCCCCAAGUUUGCCUCAUGGCAUUAACAUGGCCGCCGGUGGCGGCGGCGGUGGUGGUGUAGUCUCCAUUACUACUCCAGGAAGUGGGAAUGCUUCUGUUGUAAAGAAAAAGAGAGGGAGGCCUAGGAAAUAUGCACGAGAUGAGUCUGAUAUGGAGCUGGGGCUAACACCGGCUUCAUUAUCGGCUUCUCUUGGCUCGAUCACUCCAACGAUGAGAAAGAACAGAGGGAGGCCUCCAGGCAGUGGAUGGAAGCAAAGACUUGCGAAUGUUGGUGAAUGGAUGAAUAAUUCAGCGGGAUUGGCUUUUACACCUCACAUCAUCCAUGUAUCCACUGGAGAAGAUGUUGCUGAAAAGAUAUUGUCCUUCGCGCAACAAAGGCCGAGGGCCCUUUGCAUCUUGUCGGCCAAUGGAGCCGUUUGUGCAGUGGCACUUCGUCAGUUUACAUCUUCUGGCGGCGCUGUUACAUAUGAGGGCCAUUUUGAUAUAUUACACUUAUCGGGUUCGUAUCUACUUUCGGAAAAUGGUGGUCCUCAGAAACGGACUGGGGGUCUCAGUAUCUCGGUCUGUAGUGGUGAUGGUAAUGUCAUUGGAGGCGCAAUUGGCGGUAGGCUCAUUGCAUCCAGCUUGGUGCAGGUGGUGGUAUGUAGUUUCGUGUAUGGUGGUAAUAACGUCAAGGCGAAGACGAAAACAGAUGGACCUUCAACAGAUGACGGUAUUGAGCUCAACGAGACUAGUCCUACGGCUAGCCAACACCAAACUCAAAGUCCUGUAGCGAUUGGUUGGCAACCAGAUUCACGAGCCAGCCUGAGAAACUCCCGUACUGAGAUUGACCUUACCCGUGGAUGAUUCAUCAGGUCAGCGUUUCUGUAUAGGUAUGUUGUACAUGAAUCCUGCAGGAAUUGAAAAACCUACAAGAGAGAUUAUGCCCUCUGCUUAUUUGUAGAUUAUAGUCGGGUUGUGCUAACAUAUCUGUAACUAAGAAAUCGACCAUAUUUUAUGGUAUUUAGGAGAUUAUUAGUCUUUAAAUGUUCCAUUGUGAUUUCUCUAAAAACCCAGGUUUUCUCUGCUAAAAUUUGAUGGUAAAUUCUCUUCUUG